UUCUCAGUCGUCGACUCAUCAAUGAGCUCGCAUUUCCGUGCGAGUCAAUUGGGAGUAACGUCGCUCGACUCAAACUCGAAACUCGAAGAUCGAAAGUUGCAAUCUUCUUCGAGAUCGGRAGAGCCACUUCCUAUCACWGCAAUCUUCAGUGUCAUGACAUGCCAUUGACGGCCGUUCUGAUACGUUCUCUGGUCGCAGUCGUACCAACAAGAACUAUCUACAGUACCCAGAAGAUUAAACGUUCUCUAUCACUCUUAGCCAUGGAGAACUCAUCAUCUUCUGUGUUGGUUUUAUUCGGAAAAACAUCUGUGGAGAACGAACUCUCUCAGUCUAUGAGGAACAGUAAGAAUUUGAAUCUCCCAGACGGCAGUGAAGUUUCAAUUCUUCUAAGUUCGGAAAUGGAGAAACCCUCUGAUGAAGAGUCUUUUAGAGCAGAAUCAUACAUGAWUUCCCUUUCAACUGCUCAGUUCGGAAGAUUUCUCAUUUGGUCUCCUCGAUUGGCUUCGACCCACGAUGUCGUUUCUCACAAUUUCAGCGAGCUUCCUAUUGGUACCGCUUGUGUUGCUGAU
This is a messenger RNA of Nelumbo nucifera (sacred lotus), 569 nucleotides long. The record is from RefSeq and is a predicted model, not a curated record. NCBI's taxonomy places the organism in Eukaryota, Viridiplantae, Streptophyta, Magnoliopsida, Proteales, Nelumbonaceae.